CGAAUGCGGGCCGCAAUUGCACCCUUCUCGAAAAUCUUGUUUAUCUUGACCUUCGGCUCCAAAAACUGCUCAAACAGACCAGUCGAUUUGCACUGACGUGCUCGAACGUGCGCGUCCUCGCUAUUUAGUGACAAAGAUGGCGGCCGCCGCCGGAUCAGUCAUCAAAGUUCCCCGUAACUUCCGGCUACUGGAGGAGCUGGAAGAGGGCCAGAAGGGUGUUGGAGACGGGACAGUGAGCUGGGGACUGGAGGACGACGAGGACAUAAUGCUGACUCGCUGGACAGGCAUGAUCAUAGGGCCUCCCAGGACAAUCUACGAGAACAGGAUGUACAGUCUAAAGGUAGAAUGUGGACCCAGAUAUCCUGAGUCUCCCCCCUUUGUCCGAUUUGUGACCAAGAUCAAUCUGAAUGGCGUGCACAACUCAAACGGUGUGGUGGACACGCGGGCGGUGGCGGCACUGGCUAAGUGGCAGAACUCGUACAGCAUCCGUGUGGUGCUGCAGGAGCUCCGGAGGCUCAUGAUGUGUAAAGAGAACAUGAAGCUCCCCCAGCCGCCCGAAGGCCAGGUCUUCAGCAACUGAGCCCCCUUGCCCUGACAAGCCCUGCUAUCCCUACUCUCCCUCACUAUCUCCAUCGACACGCACACACACACACAGUACAUGCACUCGCACUGAUUCAAUGCUUCCUCACAUCUGCACACUCACACGAACCCCCCCACACACACACAGCGUUACGUACCCCUUAUUUUUCUGAGACUCUUGAAUACUCUGUCCUCACGUAAGCUCUCUUUUGCCAGGCCCCUCUCACCUUCUGUCCUAAAUGCCAUGCCCACUUUCUCUCGCUCUCUCUCUCUCUCAUUAGACAGAGAUGGUUGCACAGGUGAACUCCACCCCCCCCCAUCAUCUCCCCAACUGUGCAGACCAGACGUUACGAUACAAAUUACUGUACAUCUUACUAAUCUUUUUUUCCCCUUAUUAUUAUUUGUGUUCUACAUCCAGAUUGUAAAAUAACAUAAAUUAUCUUAUUGAGUGUACCUAUCUUAUGUGUGUGCUGGAUUCUUCAACCCAAGGGUGGUGGCAUUUACUCUGUACUGUAGUGUGUAGCAGGGGUGGAAAUCAAGAUGACUUGCUGCACCGCAAAAGAAAAGUAGAUCCCGUGGCCCCACUGAAAUGUGGACAGUUAAAGUUGUAACUGUUCUGCUCUUAAUGUCGCUGCAAGACUCUAGUUUUUAUCUGAUUCUGCUUGCCCUGUUAAACUAUGCAGUGGCUUAGGAUACACUGCAUAGUCUUGCCAGGGUCUGUUUCUGAAAUCAAACAAGUGAACCCCCCCCCCCCUUAUGUCUUAUUUUUUGAACCACUCUUGGUGAAACGGCAAGGGAGGAAAUUAAAAAAUGUAUUGGUGUUUUUCAGGCCAGCAUUGGUCUAACCAGCUUCUCAAUCCCGAUUAUGUGAAUUUCUGGGCCUUGGCACAUGUACGGUACAUGGGAUUAGGCAUUCAACACUGUGUGUAUCAACUGGGCACUCUCGGUUCAUCGCCCACUCCUAUUUUAAACCUCUGGCCUCUCUGCCAUGUGGAUUGUUACGCUUUGUGAUUGAAUGGGGAGGAAGUACAUUUUGAGGGGAGGGGUUAAAUUACAUUGGGUUUCAAAUACUUAUCUUAUGUGCUUGGCACCUUUUUCAGGUUCACAUUACUAGGUGAAGAAUGAGUUAGUUUUUUGUUUCAUCUUUAGGGCUGACUUGUGUAUGUUCGUUGAGGUUAUCUCAUACAGUGGGCCCACUGAAUGCAAUGUAUGGCUUUAGAUGUUUAUUUUUUAACCGGUGUGAUUCUGUAGUCUGGGUGAUGGUGACCUGUGCAUGGUUUUAUUUGAAUUAAACAUAAUUACUUUUGCA
This is a messenger RNA of Oncorhynchus keta (chum salmon), 1888 nucleotides long. RefSeq names its product ubiquitin-conjugating enzyme E2 variant 1-like. Gene Ontology annotation, cellular component: nucleus. NCBI's taxonomy places the organism in Eukaryota, Metazoa, Chordata, Actinopteri, Salmoniformes, Salmonidae. The record is from RefSeq and is a predicted model, not a curated record. The transcript has 4 exons. Bases 137 to 580 code for a protein of 147 amino acids. Gene Ontology annotation, biological process: protein K63-linked ubiquitination; DNA damage tolerance.